Nematolebias whitei (Rio pearlfish) is the source of this 1068-nucleotide messenger RNA. RefSeq names its product chymotrypsin-like elastase family member 2A. Bases 150 to 1001 code for a protein of 283 amino acids. The transcript has 8 exons. NCBI's taxonomy places the organism in Eukaryota, Metazoa, Chordata, Actinopteri, Cyprinodontiformes, Rivulidae. Gene Ontology annotation, biological process: proteolysis. The record is from RefSeq and is a predicted model, not a curated record. Gene Ontology annotation, molecular function: serine-type endopeptidase activity.
AUCUGGAUGGUUCUCACACAGCUGGGAAAGAUACAGCAUAUUUAGGGAUAUCUUUGCUCUUAUCUCCAAGGUUAGAUUGUUUUUUCCACCAAGUUUUCCUGACUGCGCUAAAAUAAAUCUUAAAUGACACGUCUGAUAUUUGCCAAGUAAUGCUCUAUAUAAAGAGACACGAGUCAGUGUGGAAGGCACAGACUGUCACAAUGAAGUUUCUGAUCUUGGCUUUGCUCGUCGCUGGAGCCUACGGCUGUGGUCUGCCCACCUACCCCCCCACCCUGACCAGGGUGGUUGGUGGAGAGGAUGUCCGUCAGCACAGCUGGCCCUGGCAGGUGUCUCUGCAGUACCAGAGUGGCAGCUCCUUCUACCACACUUGUGGUGGCACUCUGAUCUCUGACCAGUGGGUUCUCACUGCUGCUCACUGCAUCGGAAGUCGCACCUACAGAGUCUUGCUGGGAAAACACAACCUGAAGGUGAACAACGAGGCUGGUUCCCUGACCAUCAGCCCCGCCAAGCUCAUUGUCCACCCUAACUGGGACUCCUACAGAAUCCUUAAUGACAUUGCCCUGAUCAAGCUGGCAACUCCCGUCAAGGUGUCAGACACCGUCAUGCCUGCCUGUCUCCCCAACUCUGGAGAAAUCCUGCCCCACAAUGCUCCCUGCUACGUCACUGGCUGGGGACGCCUCUGGACUGGAGGACCUAUUGCUGACAUCCUGCAGCAGGCCCUGCUCCCAGUCGUCGGCCACUCCACGUGCAGCAGGUCUGACUGGUGGGGCAGUCUGGUCACCACCAACAUGAUCUGUGCUGGAGGAGACGGAGAGCUUGCUAGCUGCAACGGAGACUCUGGCGGUCCCUUGAACUGUCGGAACUCUGACGGCUCCUGGGACGUCCACGGAGUGGUGAGCUUUGGCUCCAGCAUGGGCUGCAACUACCCCAAGAAACCGUCUGUCUUCACCAGAGUCAGUGCCUACACCAGCUGGAUGAACACUGUGAUGACCACCAACUAAGAAACAAUGGUGUAUGUCGGACACAGUUGAUUGAUUCAGUUGACAAUAAAAUAAUUAAAUAACUCAA